AUGGGGCGCCCGCGGGCCCUGCCCCUGGCGGGGCUGCUGCUGCUCGGGCUGUGCGGGGCCGGGGCCUGGACGGGACCCCCGGAGCAGGUCCGUGCUGCCCCCCCGGGUCUGACCCCCAGCCGCCUCUGCCUCUGGGAUCGGGCCCCCAGAUUCCCGCCCCCCCGGGUCGCGGACCCCGCUUGCCUGGAUGGCUUCUCGGUCUCCAAAGAUCAGCCCCUGCAGCCCCCUUCCUCCUACCUGGAGCAGCUGCUGUGGGUGAGCGGGCGGGAGAUCGGGGAGGUGGAUACAUACAGGAUCCCCUCAUCGCGCGGCCGACGCCCCACGGCUCCUUCCUGGCCUUCGCUGACGCCCGGAAAUUCCUCCCCGUCGGACUUGGGGCCAAAUCUCCAUCGCCCUGUCGCGCUCACACCUGACGGAGGCGCGACGUGGUCCCCCAGCUCGUUCAUCGUGGACGACGGGUCGCGGGUGGAUGGGCUGAACCUGGGGGCCGUGGUCGUGGACCGGGCGAACGGCUCCGUGUUCCUGUUCUACGCGCUCUGCAUCCACCAGCCGCAGCCCUGCGUCUCCAGCACGAUGCUCAUUCGCAGCCGGGACGAUGGCCUGUCCUGGAGCCGCCCCCGCAACCUCUCCCAGGAGAUCGGCCUGGACAGGUUUGCCCCGGGGCCCGGGCUCGGCAUCCAGAAACACUACGAGCCCCGCACGGGGCGGCUGAUCGUCUGUGGCCACAGGACGCUGGACCUGGACGGGAUUUACUGCCUGCUCAGCGACGACCAGGGCGAGAACUGGCGCCUGGGGGGGGCCCUGCGCGGGAUCCCCUACGGGCGUCCCAAGUUAGCUCACGACUUCAACCCCGACGAGUGCCAGCCCUACGAGCUGCCGGACGGGUCGCUGGUGAUCAACGCCCGGAACCAGAACUUCUACCACUGCCCCUGCCGCAUCCUGGCCCGGAGCUGGGACGCCGGCGAGACCCUCCCCCCCGAGGCCGUGACUUUUGACCCCACCCUGGUGGACCCCGCCGUGGCGGCCGGAGCCGUGGUGACCAGGGGCCUGGUCUUCUUCAGCAACCCGGCCAAUGACACCCACCGCAUGAACCUGACCCUGCGCUGGAGUUCGGCCAAGGACCCCUCCUGGUGGCAGCGCCCCCUGCAGGUCUGGGCAGGGCCCAGCGGCUACUCCUCCCUGGACGUCCUGGAGCCCCCCAGGGAGCCCCCCACCCUCUACCUCAUCUAUGAGAAGGGGCGGAGCCAGUCCAUCGAGAGCAUCUCAUUGGUCAAGAUCAGCCUCUCCGGGAGCCUCUGACCCCCAGAGCCCCAGGGGCCCUGCCCCACUCCCAGCCUGGCCCCAGGGGCACUGGAUGGGGGAGGGAAUCAGCCCCUUACCCUGGAAUUAAAGGGGAAGGAACUGCACUAACGGAGCAAUAAAGGAAACGAAACUUC
Chelonoidis abingdonii (Abingdon island giant tortoise) is the source of this 1436-nucleotide messenger RNA. It is a transcript of the gene NEU1, whose product is annotated as neuraminidase 1. Gene Ontology annotation, biological process: oligosaccharide catabolic process; ganglioside catabolic process. NCBI's taxonomy places the organism in Eukaryota, Metazoa, Chordata, Testudines, Testudinidae. Gene Ontology annotation, molecular function: exo-alpha-sialidase activity. The record is from RefSeq and is a predicted model, not a curated record. Gene Ontology annotation, cellular component: membrane; intracellular membrane-bounded organelle; cytoplasm.